ACGAUGGAUGCAAUACCAUGCCUUCUGUUCGUCCUCCUGUUCGGGACAAGGGUACAAGAAAAUAACGCCCUCCAGUGUUACUGUGACCGCUGCAGUGCCAACUCCAGCUGCACGACAGACGGCGUCUGUUUCGUCGCCAUCCGCAAGUCGGGCGGUCGGCUUACCACCGAGCAGCGCCAGUGCGUGCACGAAAACGAACUGAUCCCACGAGACCGGCCCUUCAUCUGUGCCCCGUCUGUCAAACAUGACACGGGCAUUUUCCCCAUGUGCUGUACCACGGACUACUGCAACAAAGAGCCCAACCUCGAAGUCUUCCCUGUGCCCACAGUAAAGCCUCCUCCACUGGGCCCCGUGGCCCUCGCAGCAGUGAUCGCCGGCCCGGUGUGCGUGCUCUGCCUGCUACUGGUCUUGGCGUUCUAUGUUUGCCACAGCCACAGGGGUCUGGGGGCCGGGGGAGCUGGGGCCCAUCACCACCACCACCACCGGGUGCCCAAUGAAGAGGACCCCUCCAUGGACCACCCCUUCAUCACUGUCGGAACAACGUUGAAGGACCUCAUCUAUGACAUGACCACCUCGGGCUCUGGAUCAGGUCUGCCACUGCUGGUCCAAAGGACGAUCGCCAGGACCAUCAUCCUCCAGGAGAGCAUCGGGAAGGGCCGUUUCGGGGAGGUGUGGCGGGGUAAAUGGCGCGGCGAGGAGGUGGCAGUGAAAAUCUUCUCCUCACGGGAGGAGCGCUCCUGGUUCCGCGAGGCUGAGAUCUACCAGACGGUGAUGCUGAGACACGAGAACAUUCUGGGCUUCAUCGCUGCCGAUAACAAAGAUAAUGGGACGUGGACUCAGCUGUGGCUGGUGUCUGAUUACCAUGAGCACGGCUCGCUGUUCGACUACCUGAACCGCUACACAGUCACUGUGGAGGGCAUGAUCAAACUGUCCCUGUCCACAGCCAGCGGCCUCGCCCACCUUCACAUGGAGAUCGUGGGAACACAAGGGAAACCUGCUAUCGCACACAGAGACCUGAAGUCAAAGAACAUUCUGGUGAAGAAGAACGGGACCUGCUGCAUCGCCGACCUGGGUCUUGCUGUCCGCCACGACUCGGCCACCGACACCAUCGACAUCGCUCCAAACCACAGAGUGGGAACCAAAAGGUAUAUGGCUCCGGAGGUCCUGGACGACUCCAUAAACAUGAAACACUUUGAGUCUUUCAAGCGAGCUGACAUCUACGCCAUGGGCCUGGUCUUUUGGGAGAUCGCCAGCCGCUGCUCUAUGGGAGGCAUCCACGAGGACUACCAGCUGCCCUACUACGACCUGGUCCAGUCAGAUCCAUCAGUGGAGGAGAUGAGGAAGGUUGUGUGUGAGCAGAAGCUUCGGCCUAACAUUCCCAACCGCUGGCAGAGCUGUGAGGCCUUGCGGGUGAUGGCGAAGAUAAUGAGGGAGUGUUGGUAUGCCAACAGUGCCGCCCGACUCACCGCUCUCCGAAUCAAGAAAACCCUGUCUCAGCUCAGCCAACAGGAAGGAAUCAAGAUGUAGACACAGCUACCAAACACACACACACACACACACAUGCACACACACCUCUGACUGGCAUCCAUAUCGUUAGCAUUACAGCAUUACUAUCUUCAUUAUUAUUCAUCGACUGUUCCUCCCCUUUGGGUUGAAGGGAAGCGAAGACUUCCCCCCCCCCUUGUGCUCUUUUUAUUUUCUCAUCCCAUUUCAUUCAUCAACAAACUGCUGAGUCCUGCACAUGAAACUGAGGAACCGUGUGUGUAUGUGUGUGUCUCACUGGGCUGCCACACACACAUGAAUGGCUGGAUGGAUCUAAUGAGGGAUGGUUGUGCCUGAAGGGGAUAACAGAGGCAUUAAAGGAAGCCUCCCCUCAUUAUCCUCCAUCUUCCUUUACUACAUUCAACACAUGAAGUCUCUGAAAGACCCAUCGGGGCGAUUGGUGUCCAUCUCAACUCCCGCCUCCACCACUCAUUACAUCAGCAACCAAUAAGAGCUCAGACCCCUCAGGUAGAGAUAAGGCCAGCCAGGCAGCUGGGAAUCACCUGGGAGGCCUCUGAGCUGCCGGAUCAUCUUCACCAUCACCCGCUCAUUUGUAUAUUAGCAUUUCAUUCUUGUCUUCAGAGUGUUAAGCUACUCUUCAGUAGGGCUGCAAGUUGCUCAUUUACAUCUCUAAAUAAUGAUUUGAAUCAUGGAAAAUCUCCGACCAUUGGAGUCACUAAAAUGUGUUUAAAAAAUCCAAAUGGAACUUUUGGAUUGAUCCAAGCCAUGUGAUCUGUCAGUACAUAGUUUAUUGAAUGUAACUAUGUGCACCGCCCCACACUCACUUACAGUGAGGGGUGUACUCACAUGCAGUUUAAUAUCAACAUGUAGAACAUUUCCAUACCAGUUAACCUGUUUGUCAUGUCUUUGACAAGCAGGCGUUUUUCUUGGGAAGUACAUUUUCCAUUUUGCUAAUGUGCGCUGCACAUUUGGUUCAACAUGCUUUUGAAAUACACAGAACAGUGGAGAGAUUUUUCUCGCAGAUUCACCUGAAGCAAUUGUUUAUCUUGGCCACUGGUCUACUGCUAGAGAAGGGAACAGCAGAAAAAAGCUCUGACAUUUACCGGCUGUCAGAAUCCUCUUAAUCUCCGAGCUGACAGUGACUCGGCCAUCAUCAAAAGUAUUUCAGAGAUUCGACAAAGAAAACUGAUGUGAAGCUGUUUGCAGUCCUACUCUGGAGUUGUGUUACAGUAGCAUUGGGAACUGAAGCUUGGACCUGGGGGUCAUGGGACAGUCUGUAAGCCGCCCUGUGGGGUCCAGACAAACAACGGCUUCAUCUGUUCUUCGUCUAGUCAAGUUGUGAGCAGAACCUCUCAUCUCUGCAACAAUUUUGCACCUGUUUUUUUUUUUGUUUUUUUUUUUUUCAUUUGUUACUGUUGUGUGUCCCCGUCUCCCUCCGUACGGUCGGGGAGGCGGACAGGUCAGUUUAAUUUAUUGUGUUUUUUAAAUUUUCUUUCUGGUGGCAGGGGAUCUUUUUUGCAAGACUAAACUGGACAUGAUGACCUCAUUCAUUUUUGGCGAACAUGCUGCAACAUAUGCAAUAUACAGUAGAUAAAUGUGUCUAUUUUCUAUACUCUGCUCUGCUAAACCACAAACAGCAAGAACUACAACACCAACAACAAUCAGCUGCCACCAUGCCUUCCAAGCCAGCUGUUACCGGAAAGUGCCAGUGCUUUAACAACCCAACUCCUCUCAUGUCGGCUGCUGUGGAGUGUUUGCUCUCACGUGUAUGCAGCUCUGUGCGCGUGUGUGUCAAGAGGAGGCCUGCGGGAGCCAUGCCGAGCAUACAGCAAGCUCGUACUAUGCACACCCAAGAAGUAAGGACGGGAAGCAAGGAGGGACACACACCGCCUACACAGCACCCACAACCCAGCCGACUCUCUGGUGCCAUUUUGUCAAACCCUUCCCCCCUCACCACCUGAGCACCCAGCCACCUCAGCAACAACUCAUCGUACAGCUUCUCCUCCCAGUGGACUGAGUCUGGAAACUGAGCUCCAGCACCUCAAAGUGUGUUUAGUUGGAAAAACGAUGCCACAAACGCUCACGGCGGCUUUGGAAACAAAAAAAAAAAAAAAA
Epinephelus lanceolatus (giant grouper) is the source of this 3618-nucleotide messenger RNA. It is a transcript of the gene tgfbr1b, whose product is annotated as transforming growth factor, beta receptor 1 b. NCBI's taxonomy places the organism in Eukaryota, Metazoa, Chordata, Actinopteri, Perciformes, Serranidae. Gene Ontology annotation, biological process: transforming growth factor beta receptor signaling pathway; protein phosphorylation; heart development. Gene Ontology annotation, cellular component: plasma membrane; signaling receptor complex. The record is from RefSeq and is a predicted model, not a curated record. Gene Ontology annotation, molecular function: ATP binding; SMAD binding; transforming growth factor beta receptor activity, type I.